UUUUUUUUCUUUUUUAUAUUUAUUUUAUUUAAAAUAUUUAUUUUAUUUUAACGGUCAUAAAAUAAUGCGGUUAACACAUUCGCGCGCAUUUUAUACCCGUGUGCGCUCUACCGUCAAAUUUUCAACUCACGAACGCCCAUUCGACUAUUCGCAGGCACAUAAUCCCGCAGACCAGUAGUAAGAGUCAGUGCGUCGUCAGACUCAGCAAUGACGACACCUUUUUUAAAUUUCGAUAAUUAAUUUUUAAUUAACGUUUUUUAUGUUUUUGUAACGAAGUUUAUUUUUUAAAUUAAAAAAAUUUUUAGUGAUAGAAAUUUAUAAAAAUUAGUGAUUUUUUAAUUUUUUUGUGGAAAAUUUUUUUGUGAAUUUUGAAAAUAAAAAAAAAUCAAAUUUUUUUUCAUUUCGAGUUGAAGAAAACAAAAGAUUUUCGUAAUUUGGAAUUAAUGGGAGUGGUUGCGGCCAAUUAAGAAGAAAUAAUAAUAAUAAUUGUAUUAGUGAGUGUUGAUGGUAGUGGUAAUGGUAGAAAAUUUGUUUGAUACUGGUGGUGGAGGUAAGAAGACUCGUAAGAAAAAAAAAAGAGUAAGCUUAAGCUCGAGCUUAAAAAUAAGCCGGAGCAUAAGCAGUAAAAGCUGAAAAAAAAUAAAAAAAAAGGUAUUUGAAGAAUGUUAGAGCAUCAGACACCAACUUUAUUACCACCAGCACUUAACAACAGCAGCUGUUGGCCUACUGACGGUAGUAAUAAUAAAUUUAUGAACUGGCCAACUCCUGGACCUGGACAAUUAUUACGCGCAGCGUUAAUUCUAUUCUUGAGUAUUGGAAUUUUAAUAGCCAAUUUACUUGUUAUUUGUGUUAUCAACAGUCGUCGUUACAGCAAAUAUAUUCAUGCGCAGCCAAAAUAUUUAUUGACCAGUUUAGCGAGCAACGAUCUGGCAAUCGGUGUUUUGGUGACGCCAUUUGGAUUUUUACCCGCCGUCUACGGAUGCUGGCCCUAUGGUGAAGUUGUUUGUCAAAUCCAGGCACUUUUACGGGGUGCACUUACUCAACAAAGUGCAGUAAUUCUUGUUUGUAUGGCGAUCGAUCGUUACGUUUGUAUGUUACAUCCUCAUCGUUAUCAUCGGCACUCUUCAAAAAAGUAUUACAUGCGGCAAGGAUGUAUGGCUGUAAUGUCAACGACCUGGAUCGCAAGCAUCGCAAUAUUUGGAAGUCUCGUAUUACCAAGCGGUGGUUAUUAUUUCAAUAGCUCAGGAUUACUUGCUUGUGAUCCAUUUUUUGCACGUUCAUCUUUCAGAAUACUCGCCUGUUGUUGUUUUUACUUCCCGACAACUAUGGUACUUAUGUAUUGCUACGGAUCAGCAUUUCAUGUUAAUAAAUUACGAUUAAAACGAGUCGUCUGUGUCAAUACUCCCGAAGUUGUAAGCGGCGGUAACAUAGAAAGGCUAGUGGCACACGAGCGAAGAUUGUCGACAUCAGCUUCCAGAACAAUGGCGGCAAUGAGUCUCGGUUUUAUUGUUAUGGUAACACCAUGGACUAUCCAGGAAGUUGUGGUUGCAUGUACCGGAAGUAAACCGCCGCCAUUUCUUGACUUCCUUGCCACGUGGCUUGCCCUGUCAAAUAGCUUUUGGAAUCCAUUUCUCUACUGGCUUCUCAACAAUCAUUUUCGUCGGAUUUCCCGCGAAAUCGUUAAUACCAAGAUUCUUUGCCGACCAAAACAAUUGGGUCCAAAAAAAAAUUGCUGUGCUACGAGUACUGGAGGACUCGACGUCUGUAGUAUUGGAGGUUUCGAUAUUUCAGGUAUCGAUCGAUGUUCGAUAGAUCAUUCUUCACUAGCACGAUGUUCAACGCCAUCAUUAGUGACUCCACCACUACCUUGGGAAUUAAAUUAUCAGAGCAUCGUCGGGGUUAAUGAAUUAUCAAUAACGUGAAAUAGGGAUGCCGCCACGCAAACCGAAGAAAUUUUAUCUUCCGACGACGACGCCAGUUAAUAUUUUUUUUUUUUAUUUUAUUUGCGUGGUGGCAUUUUUUAUAAUAAUAAUAAAUAAUAAUAAUAACAAUAAUAACAAUUAUAAGAAUAAUAAUAAUAAUAAUAAUAAUAAUAAUAAUAAUAAUAAUAAUAAUAAUAAUUAGAGACCUAAAGCAUUGGAUUUAAAAGUAGAACACAAGAAAAGUUAACAGUACGCAUUGUUAUUUGCGAAUUGCGUAAGAAUUUUUAUUGACGUGGGCGCCAUGGCCGUUCGGUUGGCAGUUUUCGGGAAAUAAAAAUCACCGCGUUGUUGUUAUUUUAUAUUUGAUUACCGAUUUAAGACUGAGUGAUUUUAUUUGUCCGACUAAUGCGCUGACUUCCGGGCGGUUAUGGACCUGAGGGCUGAAGAUGCCCGGGCUAAAAAAAUAUCCGACGCUCUCUUUAUGACUCAAUCCUCGUUUUAUUGAGAUAUUUAUUUUUUUUAUAUAUUUUUAUAUGUAUAAUUAUAUAUAUAUUUUAUUUUGAGCUUACAAGACUUUUUAAAAAUAUUUAAUUAAUUUUUUUGCCAUCUUGUGACGGAUAAUAAUUUUUAAAAAUUAAUUUGCGGGAGGUUGAGUUUUUUUUAAGUUUUUUUUUUAAAAUAAACGAUUGGUUGUUAAUUUACAAGUCAGCUAAGAUUUUUAAUAUAAAUAUUGGGACAUCUUUGGUAAUCGAUAUCUCGAAUUAUCCAAAAUCGAUGCUUUUAUUUCGUACGAUGUUUUUAUUGCGUCACUGAAGUUUUUAUUUAAAUAAAUUUAAUACUACCCUAACGGACCCAAAUUACGGUAAAUUACGGCAAACCCACCGUAAAUUACGGUAAUCCACCGUAAAAUACCGAUUUACCGUAAAUUACGGUGGAUUUACCGUAAUUUACGGUGGGUUUACCGUAAUUUACGGUGAUUUUACCGUAAUUUACGGUGGAUUUUCCGUAAUUUACGUUGAAUUUACUGUAAAAUACGGAAAUACGGUAAUCCACCGUAAAUUACGGUAAUUCGGUAAUCCACCCGAAUUUUUUACGGUAGAUUUAUCGUAUUCAACGGUAAAUUUACGGUAUAUCCACCGUAAUUUACGGUAAUCCACCGUAAAGUACCGAUUUACCGUAAAUUACGGUCGAUUUACGGUGGGUUUACCGUAAUUUACGGUGGAUUUUCCGUAAUUUACGGUAAAUCUACUAGAAUUUUACGGUAUUCUACGGUAGUUUUACGGUAAAAAUACCGUGAAUUUACGGUAACUCAGGUCUGCUAGGGUAAUUCAAAAUUAUCAAGUCGUCAACUCUAUAAAUCUUGACAGCGACUAAACUAUUCGAUUUACAGUAAAAUUUAUAAAGACCUUUUUUGUAGGAAAUUAAAUUCCCUACAAGAAAGGUCUAGUACAUUUUUACCUUAACUCUUAUACUUUAGCCGCAAAUUUAAUUCAAAGCUAAAAAAUAAUAAAAUUUCAAUUUUUUUUGCGUAAAAAGUUAAAAAAAAAUUUGAAUAAGACUUGAAAAAAAUUUUUUUUAUAAAUUCAUAUAUUAAAAAAAAACGCAAAUUUUUUUCAAAGCUUGCGGUCUCUACAAAAAAUAAUUAAAAAAUUAAUGAAACAUAAAAAAAUAUUCAUAAGAUUACUAAUUAAAAAUUAACAAUUAUUGAAAAAAAAUUUUAUUUUUGACGUCUUCCUAGUCAUUAUAGCACUGCCUGUAUGAAUUAAUUCAAUAUCUAAUUGAUAUUUUAUUAAUUAAUAAUUAUAUUUUUUUUUAUAUGAAAAAAAAAAUUAAAUAAUAAUAAUAAUUUAUUAUUUUUAAAUAAACGAUACAAUUAUUCGAGCGAAAAUAUACGCACCAUUAGAGACAAUGUAACAGUCGAUUAAUGAAAUGAUAAAUAAAAAAUAAAAUAAAAAUAAAUGGACGAAAAAAAUAAAUAGUCAAGCUUUUUUAAUAAUUAUAAGAUAAAUAAAUAAAUGAAUGGAUAAAUAAUUUAUUUUCUUUUUUUUUUAAGUAGUUGAAUAAUAAAUUAAGAUAAUAAUUAGUUAGA
This is a messenger RNA of Microplitis mediator, 4011 nucleotides long. Its product is annotated as trace amine-associated receptor 9. Lineage: Eukaryota; Metazoa; Arthropoda; Insecta; Hymenoptera; Braconidae. Gene Ontology annotation, molecular function: corazonin receptor activity. The transcript is spliced from 9 exons. The record is from RefSeq and is a predicted model, not a curated record. Gene Ontology annotation, cellular component: membrane. The coding region runs from base 663 to 1922 and encodes 419 amino acids. Gene Ontology annotation, biological process: neuropeptide signaling pathway.